AUGUUAUGUGGAACAGAUUUUGGGUCAGACAAACACAGUCUACUGGUCAUAUAUAAGUCCUUAAUACGUUCAAAAAUAGACUAUGGUGCUCAAGUCUAUGCUAAUGCCUCGCCAAACCGUCUUAAGAUCUUGGAAAAUAUACAAAAUAAAGCCCUUCGAAUAGCUCUGAGAGCCCUUCCCUGUACCCCUGCAUGCAUGUUCGAGGAAGAGGCGGGGAUACUUCCCUUGGCCCUGCGGAGGAGACAACAAAUCAUUAACUUCUGGGCUAGGGUACAGUCCCGGAAAAUAGGUAACCCUGUAAGUGACCUCUUUGGGACCGGCUUCUUCAUCAAGGCAAAAUAUGACAAUGGUAAACAUACAGCGAUGUCUUUUGGCGCUUACACCCAAAGCAUUGUUGAGGAGGCUGGGCUCAAAGAUGUAAGUGUGGCAGACCUGAGGCCGUCUAAGGUUCCUCCGUGGACCCUCCAGGACCCUUCAGUUGACAUUUCUAUCUCUAAAAAAUUAACGAAAUCAGACUUGCUGCACCUCGUCAAAGCUGAAACUCUCUCUCAUAUUGAUCAAAAUUAUGCUGAGCAUUUAAAAAUUUACACAGAUGGAUCUAAAAACCCAGAAACCGGCAUAGUUGCAUGUGCCUUUUAUAUUCCAUCCAAAAAUAUCAAAAAUAUUAAAAGACUCAGCAACCAUCUCUCCAUAUUUUUGGCUGAACUUUUGGCAAUUAAAGAUGCACUGGACUGGGUUAUCAGUAACAAGCCCAUACAUACUGCUAUCCUCUCAGACUCGCUAUCAUCAUUGCAGUCUAUACAAAACAGAGGUAGCAGCUCCAGACCUGAUUUGAUAAAAGACAUUUUGGAACAAAAUAAUAAGUGUCUGGAGAAAAACUUAAAGGUUACCAUGGUAUGGGUCCCAGCUCAUGUCGGCCUGAAGGGGAAUGAAGUGGUUGACGGGCUUGCAAAGGAGGGCCUCAGGCGUGUGGAGGUGAAUGAUCCGGUCCCUCUUGCACCCACAGAGGUCUAUUCACUAGCCCGCCGGCACGUCAUAAAUGAAUGGCGGUCGGCAAGGACACCUAAAACAUACAUUAAUACAUUUGAUAGGACCUCUGUGAGUCUCCAGCCUCCAAAUAACUAUUCUAAUUUCUUUAGAAUUGAUAAAUGCAUAACGAGGCUGAGACUGGGCACAUCACUUCUCCCAGGAAGUGCUGGGAAAUAUAUUCUCAAAAGUGAUCCGAACUGUGCUCGGUGUGGAGUGACCUGUGACACUUCCCACAUUCUGUUACACUGUGACACUUACAGGGGCCAGAGGGCAGAACUUAGGGCAGCCCUAACUUUUUCUGGUUUGGAUUAUAAUAUAAACAAUAUUCUAAACCCCAGCAAGGCUGCCCAAAGGUCUGUCUUCAGGUCACUUGCCAAAUUCCUGGUUGACUGCCAGAUAACCGACAAAAUUUAG
Mya arenaria is the source of this 1443-nucleotide messenger RNA. RefSeq lists its product as uncharacterized. The transcript has a single exon. Gene Ontology annotation, molecular function: nucleic acid binding; RNA-DNA hybrid ribonuclease activity. The record is from RefSeq and is a predicted model, not a curated record. NCBI's taxonomy places the organism in Eukaryota, Metazoa, Mollusca, Bivalvia, Myida, Myidae. Bases 1 to 1443 code for a protein of 480 amino acids.